GAGGGCGGGCGGGCGGGGCAGCCGCUCCUGGUCGCCUGGAUACCGAAGAGGACGGCGUGGUCUUGCGCGGGUUUAAUCCGAUCGGAUGCGGCGCGAUGUCGGCAGCGCUGGUCAGAAAGGGGCUGGAUCUGAUGAGCGAGGAUGUGACAGUUCAAGGGCAAAGCAGGAAGACAAAUCGAGGACACGCAGCUGAUGCUGACCGCUUGGUUAAUACAAGCAAGAAGGAAAGAAGGAAGCAAUUGGAGAGGAUUCGCAGACAACAGGGAAGGAACAAGGCUACCGUCAAAGGGAAAAUAGUUAAAUCAGCUCUGGAGGAGUACAGGAAAAAUAGAGCAGCUGAUCAUACAGAGGAAAAUCUCCAGUAUAUGCUUGGCUCCAAAUUCCUAACUGAGAGCAGCGUUACUGAGAAGGUUCUGACAUACAAUCAAGGAAGGAAAGCAAAGGAUCGUCCGAAGGAAAAGAAAGUGAAGAAAGAAGAAACAAGUAUUUUCUCAGAGAGCGAUUUUAAGAAGUUUCAAAGAGAGUAUUUUGGGACAUUCUAAACUUGACAGCAGGUUGAAUUUUGUUGAAUUGUAAGGAGAAUGGGGCAGCUGCACAGAGCUGGUGAGGAGAGACCACAUCGCUGCUUCACACACGGCACCUACCCCCACCUGCUCAACACCUUACGGUGACAGUUGUGGUGGGACUGAUGGAUAAAGCCAAAAGAAAAAUCCUGCAGGUGCUGGGCAUCUAAGAUAAAAUGCUGGAAACACUCAGCAAGUCAGGCAGUAUCUGUGGAGAGAGAUGAAUUUAACGCUUCAGGCUGGUGAUUCUACAUCAGGACGGAAACCUGAAAUGUUAACUCUUUUUCUCUCCAAGGUGCUUCUUGACUUGAGGAUUUCUCACCUUUUCUGUUUUUCACUGAUACGGUUUUGUGUGUGUGUGCGGUGAGAACAGAAUGAAGGCAUAGCUCCUGAAAUUGA
This is a messenger RNA of Pristis pectinata (smalltooth sawfish), 962 nucleotides long. RefSeq names its product ribosomal protein S19 binding protein 1 (gene rps19bp1). Gene Ontology annotation, molecular function: enzyme binding. Gene Ontology annotation, cellular component: nucleolus. The transcript is spliced from 4 exons. Lineage: Eukaryota; Metazoa; Chordata; Chondrichthyes; Rhinopristiformes; Pristidae. The record is from RefSeq and is a predicted model, not a curated record. The coding region runs from base 96 to 542 and encodes 148 amino acids.